CGAACAUUCGAACAAGAAACAAAGGACGUCGACAGUCUAGUCUGUCGUUUUGUCGAUUUUGAUUGGAUCAAGGCAAUUAGAGUCCUGUCUUCCUGAUCCAUUCCAGAUGCCAAUACUUGUGCUCUUUAUAAUUCACAGAACAUUCGACGGUUGCUUGAGGCCAUGGCUAGUUUCAGGUCAUCUGUUUGGGACCCUCUCCUCAUCAUCAGCCAGAUAGUCUUCAUGCAGAGUCAGUUCUACGUGCUGUUCUGUCUUUACCUGCUGAUAUUCACCGGUAUGGCUCACAUUCAGCCAACUCUAACCCACGUUCUCUCAUCUAAGAUGCUGGUGACCUGGCACCAGGGCUGGCCGAUCAUUCUCUCCUACUCCCUGAGUGCCCUAUCCGGUGCCAUUAGCCUGCGCUAUGCCGUGCGCCGCUCCAAGAACUGUAUGGACUUCACAGUCACCAUGUUCUUCAUGCACGCCCUGUUGAGCUGUGUGACGCGAGGCUUUCCGUUUGCGUGGCAAUGGUGGGUGGUGACGUCAGUAUCGGCUACGGUCAUGGUUGUGCUCGGCGAGUGGCUUUGCAUGCGUAUGGAAAUGGCCGACAUUCCCGUUGUCGGCGGUUCGUUGGUGUCUGGUGCACCCAGCUCUAAACGUCCAGGGCUCUGAGUUCGUUGGUGUCCGGUGCAUCCACCUCUAAACAUCUAGUGCUCUGAGUUCGUUGGUGUCCAGUGCAUCCACCUCUAAACGUCCAGGGCUCUGAGUUCAGCUGAUACGCACACCAUCAACACAGUCAUAGUCUGACGGUACAGCAUGUGAUGUAUAUGAGGUCCAUGCAGUCACUCCAGUCUGGAUCGUCAGGGCCUAAGUCUAAUGCUGGGCAGAUAUCCAUGGCCUGUUGCUGUUGCUUGUGGUGCUCGUACCACGCGGAGACCGGUAUACACUACUGCUGUACUGGAUGGCCCUCUAAUACAGCGGCCAUAGGUCUUUCGUACAAGCCUCUCGUACAACCAUAGGCCUUUCGCACAGCCAUAGGCCUCUCGUAUAACCAUAGGCCUCUCGUAUAACCAUAGGCCUCUCUAGGCCUCUCGUGCAGCCAUAGGCCUCGCGUAUAACCAUAGGCCUCUCAUACAGCCAUAGGCCUUUCGCACAGCCAUAGGCCUCUCGUAUAAACAUAGGCCUCUCUAGGCUUCUCGUACAACCAUAGGCCUUUCGCACAGCCAUAGGCCUCUCAUACAACCAUAGGCCUCUCGUACAACCAUAGGCCUCGUGCCCUGCCUGUGUCUGGUGUACAAGCGGUGCACGCGUUUUACCGAGUGUUCCUGCUGCUCUCCGCCGGGUGCUCCUGCUGGUGCGGCAGCAAUCACAUUGCUGCAUGUUCCUUAGUGCGUUUGACCACGGGCCUCUGGCUAGCCUUUUCCAGCCAACUUACACCUUGGCAUUAUCCAUCUUCUGAUGCGUAUGCCCGGCCAGGUAUCUAUUUUUAUCUGUUUCAGUCUAUUUUAUUCUGGUUGGAAUGCUAGGGACAGUCGGUGUGGAGACAGGAUAUUCUAGUAUGGCGUUACAUACCGCUUUAUCUCUAUAGUACAAUGCUAUACGUUAGCAUAGAAUGAUAUUAGUUUUUUGAUAAGUCUGCUGGUCAGACUUGCGACUUAGACCUGCUGAUUUUGAUAACCGGCACAACACAAUUUACAUCAACAUCCCGAGCCCCUUUUUGUUGCAACAGCUGUCUGACUGAAUGGUCAGCUUUACUGACCCGCGAUGCCGUGUCUCAACCAUCGCAUACCUGUUUUUUAAAUAAUAAUUAUUAUAAAACA
This is a messenger RNA of Sycon ciliatum, 1799 nucleotides long. Its product is annotated as protein SYS1 homolog. Gene Ontology annotation, biological process: Golgi to plasma membrane protein transport; protein localization to Golgi apparatus; Golgi to endosome transport. The coding region runs from base 163 to 651 and encodes 162 amino acids. The record is from RefSeq and is a predicted model, not a curated record. NCBI's taxonomy places the organism in Eukaryota, Metazoa, Porifera, Calcarea, Leucosolenida, Sycettidae. The transcript is spliced from 3 exons. Gene Ontology annotation, cellular component: Golgi membrane; trans-Golgi network.